GUGCAGCCGUUCCUGCCGGGCUGGUUGGCUGAGCCCAGCUGCGUCAGGAAAGACGUCUCCGGGAAUCUCACCCCCCUGGAGGACGUCCCCGAGGUGCACCCCGACCUGCAGAGGCAGCUGCGGGCGCAGGGCAUCUCCGCCUACUUCCCAGUCCAGGCGGCCGUGAUCCCUGUGGUCCUGGAGAGCGCCGCCAGUGGCUUCCUGGUGGGCAGAGGUGGCUACCAGCCGCGUGACCUCUGUGUCUCCGCCCCCACGGGCAGUGGGAAGACCCUGGCCUUCGUCAUCCCUGUGGUGCAGGCCCUGUUGCAUCGAGUAGUCUGUCAGAUCCGCGCCCUGGUUGUGCUGCCCACCAAGGAACUGGCCCAGCAGGUGAGCAAAGUGUUCAACAUCUACACGGACGCCACGCCCCUGCGGGUCGCUCUCGUCACGGGACAGAGGUCACUGGCCAAGGAGCAGGAGGGCCUCGUGCAGAGGACGGCGGAUGGCUACCGCUGCCUUGCGGACAUCGUGGUGGCCACCCCUGGCCGCCUGGUGGACCACAUCGACCAGACGCCGGGAUUCCACCUCCAGCAGCUCCGCUUCCUGGUCAUCGACGAGGCUGACCGCAUGGUGGACAGCAUGCACCAGUCCUGGCUGCCGCGGGUGGUCGCGGCGGCCUUCCAGAGGGAGGGCCCCGGGGACCUCUGUUCUGUGCUGCAGAGGAGCCAGCCCCCGGCUGUGACGGCUGCCAGCACCUGCCGCCCCCAGGUGCCUCUGCAGAAGCUGCUCUUCUCCGCCACCCUGACCCAGGACCCUGAGAGGCUGCAGCGGCUCGGCCUCCACCAGCCCCGGCUCUUCUCGUCAGGACAGGCGCACGGGGGCUCGCGAGACGGGGAGGAGCGUGGGGGCUUGGCAGGGAAGUAUGACUUCCCCGCAGGGCUCACGCACCACUACGUGCCCUGCCGCCUCCGGUCUAAGCCGCUGGUUGUGCUGCACCUGAUCCUGGAGCUGAAGUUCUCCAGGGUCCUCUGCUUCACCAACUCGAGAGAGAACUCCCACAGGCUCUUCCUGCUGGUGCAAGCUUUCGGCGGUGUGAGCGUGGCCGAGUUUUCCUCCCGCUGCGGGCCUGGCCAGCGGAGGGGCAUCCUGAAGCGGUUCCAGCAGGGGAAGAUCCAGCUCCUGGUGAGCACGGACGCUGCUGCCCGAGGCAUUGACGUGCAGGGCGUGGAGCUGGUGGUCAACUACGACGCGCCCCAGUACCUGAGGACCUACGUGCACCGUGUCGGGAGAACAGCUCGGGCCGGGAGAACUGGACAGGCCUUCACGUUGCUCCUCAAAGUGCAGGAGAGGCGGUUCCUCCAGAUGUUGGAGGAAGCUGGCGCCCCCAGGCUGCAGCGGCAUGAGACCCCCAGCGAGCUCCUGCAGCCGCUGGUCCCUCGGUACGAGGCAGCCUUGUCCCAGCUGGAGAAGACCGUCAGGGAAGAGCAAAAGCAGAAGGCCACCUAGGCCAGGGCCUCCGAGGUGUGGAGGGAGCCUCCUGCUGGCACGGGUCAGCGUCUUCAUCUCCGUGGACAUGUGCCGGGUGGAAGGCCCCACCCCCCCUGCACACCGUCUCCUCUGUGAAGCAGCAGCUCGGGCCUGGGCUUGGGUGCCAGCCUGCAGCCCCAGUCCCCUGGGUCAGAUUGGUCCUCCCAGAAAUAAAGGGAAAUGGAAGAGUCCCCCAGGACAGGG
Molecule: messenger RNA, 1710 nt
Organism: Oryctolagus cuniculus (rabbit)
Lineage: Eukaryota; Metazoa; Chordata; Mammalia; Lagomorpha; Leporidae
Source: RefSeq, a predicted model, not a curated record